Messenger RNA from Nicotiana tabacum (common tobacco), 3192 nucleotides. RefSeq lists its product as uncharacterized. Gene Ontology annotation, cellular component: nuclear pore. The record is from RefSeq and is a predicted model, not a curated record. NCBI's taxonomy places the organism in Eukaryota, Viridiplantae, Streptophyta, Magnoliopsida, Solanales, Solanaceae.
AUCUUCUCUUUUCUUUUCACCGUUUCCACACUUUUCAUAAAUGAGAAUUCCCACUUUUCUGUACACUUUUCAUUUAUUCUUGCACGUUAUUGCUUUUCUGUUACGUAGUUGUCCUGUUUAAUCAUUCACGGAACUUGAACUAUAAAUUUUAAGCCUUUGUUUGCAUCUUGCGGUUUACUAAAAAAAUUGGUUUUUGGUUUUUGUAUUGUUUUAGUUUAUUUAAGUUCAGAGGAGCAUUGCAAGUUACUAUCAAGCCAUGGGUCUUGGGAAGAAGAAGAAAAAGGGUGCUUCUUUCCAAAUUGAUUACAUUGUACAUAUCCAAUUGAUUAGGCCAUGGCCCCCAUCAGAAUCAUUGAGGUCUGUUCAGUCAGUAUUACUUCAGUGGGAAAAUGGCGAUCGCAAUUCUGGAUUUGUGACUUCCUCUGUUGAGGAUGACUAUCUUGAAAUUAACAAGACUUUCACUCUAUUCUUAACUUUAUGUCGCGAGAAAAAAUCCAAAGAUAAAUUUCUAAAGAAUAACUUGGAGUUCUCCUUGUAUGAAUAUACAAAGGAGAAUGCAGCUCAAGGUCAACUAUUGGGGACAGCUUCAAUAAAUUUUGCAGAAUAUGGAGUUAUCAAAGAAACUUUAGCUAUUAGUGUUCCUUUAAACUGCAAGAAGAGUUCUAAAAGCUUGCUGCAACCAUCUCUAUAUGUUAAGGUUCAGCCAGCAAAAGAUAAACAAGAAUCAGACUUAAUGAUUGAUGAUGCUGAAGAUGAUUCUGAUGCUGCUUCUUAUACUGAUGAUGAUGUUUCGUCGCACUCAUCCUCAACUUUUGCCUCUUCUCUUUUUGAAGCUGCUUGGGCUUCACCAUCUAACAAUGUAAAGGUGGCAUGGCCCUCGCCAUCUCGAGUUGUAAAGAAUGACAUGCAUGAAGAAGCAGCCAGCGGAACAAGCAAAAGUGAAGAAAAUACUCAGAUAUCUAAAGAAAAAUACAUUGAUAGAUUGAUAUCAAAAAUUACGACUUCACAUAUGCAUACUCAGGCAGGUGUCGACAGUCAAAAUAGUUCGGAUGAAACAACAGAACAUGAUUUUGGACAGGACGAACUGUUCCUUGAUGACACAAGAGACUUGUCAGACAACAAAAUAGCUAAAAGUAUGAAAAGACAAGGUACAAUGAGUUCCAUUCGUAAAGCUCUUGGAGCUCAGAUCACACAUGGCCGAUUGAAGCCAGUGAAGUCUGUUCAGAUAAGAGACUCUGCAAGUGCAAAUGUAUUUUUGGGGAACACUGAGAUUAUUAAGAAAGAAAUAAAAGAACACACACCUAUAGAAACUAGUAGUAUUGCUAAAAGUACAGGAGUGGAGAAAAAAGAACCAAAGAAUACUACCAGUACCUCAGCAACUGAAAAAAGAGAUCCUGCAAAUGUUAUGUCAAAGAGUAAACCUGAAUCGGAAUCUAGAAUUCAGAUGCUUGAGGAAGAACUAAAAGAAGCUGCAGCUAUUGAAGUUGGCUUUUAUUCUGUAGUUGCUGAGCAUGGAAGUUCAAUGAACAAAGUUCACACUCCAGCCAGGCGCCUUGCUAGAUUUUAUCUCCACGCUUGGAGAACAAAAUCCACUGCUAAACAGGCAAGUGCUGCUAGAGCCGCUGUCUCAGGAUUAGCUUUGGUUUCUAAAGCAUGUGGAAGCGAUGUUCCAAGGCUAACUUUCUGGUUGUCGAAUUCCAUUAUGUUAAGAGCAAUCAUCAGUCAGGCUGCUGCAGGAGUGCAAUUUAAUGAAGGGGCACCAACUGAAACUACUGGCAACAAAGGUAGGUCUGCGUUGGAAAAAAUAUAUAUGCAGCAAAGCAUCAAAUCAAUUGCUAGCCAAGGGAACAAGAGUCAUUUAGUUAAGCAAUAUUAUAACUGGGAGGACAUCGAAUCAUUCACUCAAGCAUUGGAAAAGCUUGAAGGUUGGAUCUUCUCCAAAAUCACCAAGUCCCUUUGGUGGCAGACUCUGACUCCACAUAUGCAGUUUUCGACUGCAAAAACUAGUAAGACUAAGGGCUCAAGGGUGAAGAAAACAUAUGGGAGUAGACAUUCUUUGGGCGAUCAAGAACAGGGCAAAUUUUCCGUAAAACUUUGGAAAAGGGCUCUGAAAGAUGCCUGUGAAAGGCUUUGUCCACUUCGGGCAGGUGGCCAUAAAUGUGGCUGCUUACCUGUUCUGCCAAAGUUGGUGAUGAAGCAGUUGGUGAGUAGAUUGGAUGUGGCAAUGUUCAAUGCUAUUCUCCGCGAAUCCACUGAAGAAAUGCCAACAGAUCCAGUGUUUGAUCCUAUAAGUGAUCGUAAGGUCCUCCCAAUUCCUGCUGGAAAAUCAAGCUUUGGAGCUGGUGCACAGUUGAAAAAUGCUGUUGGGAGCUGGUCUGGAUGGCUUACAGAUCUUAUUGGCUUUCAAGAUGAAGUUUCACCAGAGUAUAAUAACAUAUUUGGGAAUGACAAGAAACCAGAAUCGUUCAAGGCUUUUCGUUUCCUUAAUGCAUUGAGCAACCUCAUGAUGCUUCCAUUUGAAAUGCUCAUAGAUGCAUCCACAAGAAAAGAAGUCUGCCCAAUACUUGGUCCAGCUUUGAUCAAAAGAGUUCUCGCCAAUUUUGUUCCAGAUGAUUUCCGUCCUGAUCCAAUUCCAAUGAAUGUCCUUGAGGCCCUGGAUUCCGAAGAUGUAAAAGAUGCUCCUGGAGAAUUGCUGACUAGCUUCCCGUGCACUUUCACAUUGCCUGUCUAUACACCUCCUCCGGCAUUGUCUCUCACUAUUUUUAUAGAGAAGGUUGGCAAUCAAGCUCCAAAGAUUAGGGGGUCAUCUGUACUCAAGAAAACGUACACCAGCGAUGUUGAGCUUGAUGAGCUGGACUCACCGUUUACUUCGUUCCUCGCUGAUAGCUUCAAGGAUUAUCCAAAUUUAGCAAAACCUGCUAGAAAUAUUGUCAGAUACCAGCUUCUCCGUGAAGCGUGGAAGGAGGUUCAACGGUGAGGAUACCAGCAAGAUUUACAUAUUUGGUCAGUUCCUGCCUUCCUUGUAAGAAAUGAAGUUAUUUUCCUUUCCACCGAAGAACAAACAUUUCCGAGUACUUGUUGCAAUUGGGAGUUGUAACUGACUCCAAAGGCUAAUAAACCUUGUUUCUAUUUUUUACACUCAGAGGCGGAUCCAGGAUAUAUAUUUGAUGGAUUCAACCUUUAAGGUUCUUA